This is a messenger RNA of Penicillium cinerascens, 1338 nucleotides long. RefSeq names its product metal-dependent hydrolase family protein. NCBI's taxonomy places the organism in Eukaryota, Fungi, Ascomycota, Eurotiomycetes, Eurotiales, Aspergillaceae. The coding region runs from base 1 to 1338 and encodes 445 amino acids. The record is from RefSeq and is a predicted model, not a curated record. Gene Ontology annotation, molecular function: hydrolase activity, acting on carbon-nitrogen (but not peptide) bonds. The transcript has a single exon.
AUGAGUAGCAAAAGCAGCAAGCCAUGGUUGCCUCAGACACCAGCCCCAGAAGUCAUAUUCUACAAUGCAAACGUCGUUAAUGUUGAAGCUGGCGAGGUUAUUCCCAACUCUACUGUGCACAUCAACAACGGUCGUAUCGUUGAUGUGUCGUCUGGGGACACGGCGAAACCGCCCACAGGGGCUAAUGCAGUGAAUCUGAAGGGCCAAUACAUCUGCCCUGGCUUAAUUGACUGUCAUGUGCAUCUCACUGCGACCCCGGGUUCUUCCUCUCUCAAGGACAUAUUUUCCGCGAGCCCCAACAGCAUUACGCACCGUGCGGGAUUCGUCGCGCGAGAAAUGCUUCUUCGCGGAUUCACCACGGCUCGCGAUACCGGUGGUGCAGAUUUCGCUCUCCGCGAAGCCAUCGCAGAAGGCUUGAUCAUGGGUCCCAGGCUCUUCAUAGCCGGUAAAGCCCUCUCGCAGACUGGCGGACAUGGAGAUUUCCGUGCCAUUUAUCAGGGCGAUGAACAGAAAUGCUGCGGCGGACACACUGCCAAUCUAGCUCGGGUGUGCAAUGGAGUCCCCGAGUGCCUCGAGGCUGCUCGCGACGAGCUCAGACAAGGCGCCGAUUUCAUCAAGAUCAUGUGCGGAGGUGGCGUCGCAACUCCGUCGGACGCCCUUGAUAUGCUGCAGUUCACGGCGGAAGAAAUUCGUGCGAUUACGACGACUGCUAAGCAUUCAAAGACAUACGUCACGGCACAUGCAUACAGCGUGGAAGCCAUCCGCCAUGCCGUCGAUAAUGGGGUUCGAGGCAUCGAGCAUGGAAAUUUCAUUGACGAGGAAACUGCAGCCUACUGCACGGAAUUGGGAGUUGUUUUUACUCCGACCUUGGUCACUUACCACGGUAUGUCCCGGCCUCCGUUCGAUAAGUUUCUGGACGACUUCAGCCAAAUCAAGAAUCGUCAAGUGUUAGCUAGUGGGUUGGACGCUUUGUCAAUCUUGCGUAAAGCUGGCGCAACAAUUUGCUACGGUUCCGACCUCUUGGCAGGCUUGCACCCUCUUCAAAACCAUGAGUUUUCAAUCCGAUCGGGCGUCCUGAGCGCACGGGACAUUUUACAGUCGGCUACGAUCAAUGCGGCAAAGUAUUUGGGUAUGGAGGGUCAACUUGGGUGCAUCAAGAAAGGAAGUAUUGCCGAUAUGCUCAUACUGACAUCUAAUCCUCUUGAAGAUAUAACGGUGCUGGAUCACAUCCAGGACAGCCUUGUAGCUAUCUUGAAGGAUGGACGUAUCGUUACCAAAAGAUCAAGCUGGUUGUCCGUGGAUCCUCUAUACGAUCCAUGCCACAUUCAAGUCCAAUGA